GAGCUCCGGAGCCUAGCAGCCUGGCAACAGCGGUGGCUCCUGGAGCAAGAGUUUCCAGGAUGGCUUCUGCAUCAAAAUCUAAGUAUAAUUCACACCCCUUGGAGAAUGAAUCCAUUAACAUGGUAUCUCAAGAUGGAGUCAGUCAAGAUCUCAGUGAGAAUGUUCCUCACCUCCCAGGGGAAAGAGGAAUUACUGACAAAGAAGUUAUUUACAUAUGUCCUUUCAAUGGUCCCAUUAAGGGAAGAGUUUACAUCACAAAUUAUCGUCUUUAUUUAAGAAGUUUGGAAAUGGAUUCUGCUCUAAUACUUGAUGUUCCUCUGGGUGUGAUAUCAAGAAUUGAAAAAAUGGGAGGCGCUACAAGUAGAGGAGAAAAUUCCUAUGGUCUAGAUAUUACUUGUAAAGAUUUGAGAAACCUGAGGUUCGCAUUGAAGCAGGAAGGCCACAGCAGAAGAGAUAUGUUUGAGAUCCUCACAAAACAUGCCUUUCCUCUGGCACACAAUCUGCCAUUAUUUGCAUUUGAAAAUGAAGAGAAGUUUAAUGUGGAUGGGUGGACUGUUUAUAAUCCAGUUGAAGAGUACAGAAGGCAGGGCCUGCCCAAUCACCAUUGGAGGAUAACUUUUAUUAAUAAGUUCUAUGAACUCUGUGACACAUACCCUGCUCUUUUGGUGGUUCCCUAUCGGGCCUCAGAUGAUGACCUCAGGAGAGUUGCAACUUUUAGAUCCCGAAAUCGGAUUCCUGUACUAUCGUGGAUUCAUCCAGAAAACAAGAUGGUCAUUAUGCGCUGCAGUCAGCCUCUUGUCGGCAUGAGUGGUAAAAAGAACAAGGAUGAUGAGAGAUAUCUGGAUGUAAUCAGGGAAACUAACCGACAAACUUCUAAGCUCACGAUUUUUGAUGCACGACCCAGUGUAAAUGCAGUGGCCAACAAGGCAACAGGAGGAGGAUAUGAAAGUGAUGAUGCAUAUCAUAACACGGAACUUUCUUUCUUAGACAUUCAUAAUAUUCAUGUUAUGCGUGAAUCUUUAAAAAAAGUGAAAGACAUUGUUUAUCCCAACAUAGAAGAAUCUCAUUGGUUGUCCAGUUUGGAGUCUACUCACUGGUUAGAACAUAUCAAGCUUGUACUGACAGGUGCCAUUCAAGUUGCAGACAAAGUUUCUUCAGGGAAGAGCUCAGUUCUUGUGCACUGCAGUGAUGGAUGGGACAGGACUGCUCAGCUGACAUCCCUGGCCAUGCUGAUGCUGGACAGUUUCUAUAGGAGUAUUGAAGGUUUUGAGAUAUUGGUACAGAAAGAGUGGAUAAGUUUUGGACAUAAAUUCGCAUCUAGAAUUGGUCAUGGUGAUAAAAACUAUGCUGAUGCUGACCGAUCUCCUAUUUUUCUUCAGUUUAUUGACUGUGUGUGGCAGAUGUCAAAACAGUUCCCCACAGCUUUUGAGUUCAAUGAACACUUUCUGAUUACGAUUUUGGAUCAUCUGUAUAGCUGUCGAUUUGGUACUUUCUUAUUCAACUGUGAAUUGGCUCGAGAAAGACAGAAACUUACAGAAAGAACAGUUUCUGUAUGGUCGCUAAUUAACAGCAAUAAAGACAAAUUCAAAAAUCCUUUCUAUACAAAAGAAAUCAAUCGGGUUUUAUAUCCAGUUGCCAGUAUGCGCCAUUUGGAACUGUGGGUGAAUUAUUACAUUCGAUGGAAUCCCAGAAUCAAACAACAACCUGGCAUUGUCAUUUUGAAAUCUCUGCUGCUCGAGUGA
Molecule: messenger RNA, 1742 nt
Organism: Psammomys obesus (fat sand rat)
Lineage: Eukaryota; Metazoa; Chordata; Mammalia; Rodentia; Muridae
Gene: Mtm1
Product: myotubularin 1
Exons: 15
Coding region: 60-1742 (560 amino acids)
Biological process (GO): dephosphorylation; muscle cell cellular homeostasis; mitochondrion distribution
Cellular component (GO): plasma membrane
Molecular function (GO): phosphatidylinositol-3,5-bisphosphate 3-phosphatase activity
Source: RefSeq, a predicted model, not a curated record